AUGUUUCGUCUAGUGUUAGCUAUCCUCGCUUUAGUUGCUGUUGCUCAAGGUGAAACGUGUGAAUCGCCACAAUUUAGUGUUGUUUCAUAUUCGACAAGAGAUGGAAGAUUAGCGAUUGAAUCAGCAGCUCAACUUGAAAUAAAUGUUAAAUGCAAAAGUGGAAAACAACCAAGUACACUUUAUGCAGAUAUUAAUGGACAAGUUGUACCUUGUGCUCAAUCGAUUACAUCACCUGGCAAAUAUUACGUUGGCGUAGCUGCUGCUACACAUAAACAAUUAGCAAGUGGACGUACAACUGUUCGUUUGUAUGAUGAUGAUUCAUAUUCAGCUUUACGUAAAGCUCGUACAGAUGAAGCUGUUCGAGCAGUUAAACCAUUUGGUGAAGUUGAAUUAAAUCAUCGAGGUGUAAGUUAUGGUCCAUGGUUAGCUAGUGAAUUCUAUGCUGUUACAAUUUUUGGACUUGUUUGGUGGGCUGCAUAUCGUGAACGAUCGAGAAUUCUUAGUUGA
Messenger RNA from Rotaria sp. Silwood1, 507 nucleotides. Lineage: Eukaryota; Metazoa; Rotifera; Eurotatoria; Philodinida; Philodinidae. The record is from the annotation of a GenBank genome assembly.